AAGACAAACACCACUUUCUCACCACAAACAUGGGAUCACUGCCACAAUCUGCCAUCCUUGACAUCCUACAGGAGGAGUUCUCCCCUCCCCUCGACAGCUCGCUUGUCGCAGCUAUCAUAGCCGACUAUGUUUCCGGGGAUAGUCCAACACACUCUACCGACCAGAUCCAGACGUGCCGAGAAAUCCUCAGUCAAUUGGCGACCCUCGCGGAGAAGGAGCUCCGGGAUGAAGAUGCACUCUCCGAACAGCUUUCUAAUGUGCAGAUCACAUCCUACUCUACCACAGAUGACACCCAUAGCCUGAGCGGAUCCUUCUCACCGGAUUCAAGCCAAACCAACUCGAGCGGGACAUCUGAUGUCUCAAGCCAACACUCGUUUAGCUCCCCCCUCGGAUUCUUGCAAGCUGCUUUCCCCCACAUAGCCACGCCAAAGCUCAAAAAUGUCUUGAGCUCGCUGGGAGAUGCCGACACCAUUGAUAUGGAAUCAGUUGUUGAGAGCAUACUCAGCAGCGAGUAUGUGCGGGAGCUCGAAGAACGCGGUAUGGACGCCCUGGACGAAGCCGACGGCUUACUGGAUUAUGGACCGGAUUGGUCCUUGGUCGAAGGAAACAAGAAGCCGAGCCCCAAGACUGCGAAGAAGACUAAGAAGCGCGGAACUACAAUCACAUUGGUUGACAUCCGCCAGAAGCAACACGAACGGCCUGCGCUCUCGUCUUCGCGCAUUGCGCCUCCAGACCCAUGGACGCAGCUAUCUUCCGUCGCAUCAUACUUGUCUACCCUGAUACCGACUCACUCCGCCUCGUUUUUCCAGUCCGUGUUCCAUUCCCCCGAACACACUACGCCGGCGAAGGCGCUUCGUGCAGCGUUGCGUUCUGUCGUAGCAUCAGCCCCUGGUACAUCAGUCCUAGGCCCCGAUUCUGAGCUCACACCAGAGGAAGCACCCUCGUUAUUCAGCAUGCUCGAUAUCCUAAGUACAAUACCCGAGUAUGCCAACCUCGACGCGGAACAGCGCGAUCAGCUGACGGCGGACGUGCAGCUUGCUCUGCGCGCGACUCGUAUGCAGCCUGAUAUUGCACUCGACAUUGUGCGGCUGAUCCUCGAUCUCGACAACGACUCCGCCUCGGGCGAACACGAGUGGGGAGUGUAUCACUCUCCGGCGCCUUCGUCUUCUCCCCCUAUGGCCAACGGUCCAAUCAAGGCUGUUACUUUACCCUCUGGCCCACCUCCUGUACCGCCUCCUCCCCGCCCACGUUCACGCUCACCGGCCAACAAGGCCCGGGUGGCGGCGCCGCCCAUGAACGCAUGGAAGACUAUACCGCAGCGGCAGCCAAGCGGCCCGCACCCGCUCGCGGAGUCGAUUCCAGCAUACCGGCGCAAGGUGCGAAGCGGCGGGAACGGGCUGGGAAAAGGCGGCAAGGGCGACGUCGGCGAGCUCGGCGGACGGCUCGUCUCGGGCGUCGGCGGCCACCGUCUCCGCGCGCGAGAGCUGACGGAGAUGAGGAGGGACGCGUUGAGGGAGGCGAGCCGCGCGUGGCAGCGGGGAAACGCCAAGACUAGGGGCGGAGAGGUUGCGUUCUAUUAUGCCGAGAGGGCCAGAGAGCUUCAGCAGCAAGCCAGACAGGAGCAAAUGGAUGCGACGCGAGAAAUGGUGCAGGCAAAACGGUCAUACUCGAUGCAUGGCGAUACCGUUGAUCUGCACGGAGCGACCGUGGUCGAGGGGGUCCAGAUUGUGAAGGACAUACUCCGCGAUGGCAACUACUCUCCUUCGAGGCCGCUUCGUAUCAUCACUGGGCGUGGCACACAUUCCGUCAACGGUGUGGGCGUGCUCGCGCCUGCCGUAAAGAGUGCUCUUCUCGGCGACGGGUGGGCCGUCGGCUCCUUCGAGGGCGGGCUCGUCGUUCAGCUGAUCGUCGACAUCAUAUAUCCAAGGCAGCUCACCCUUCCAGAUCGCGUCCCCAAUUAUUACUCCUAGAGACUAUUUAUUUCUAUUCUGCCCUACAGCCUACAGCUCAUUGUAUUGCGUCUACGUGGAUGUCCCGGACUAUGAGUCAAGCUCAUUGAUGUAGCCAUUUAGAAUCCUGCUGUAUCCGGUAGCCCAUCCCUUCUUACGAGUGGAAGCUGAACGUGC
Messenger RNA from Postia placenta MAD-698-R-SB12, 2126 nucleotides. RefSeq lists its product as hypothetical. Bases 30 to 1970 code for a protein of 646 amino acids. The record is from RefSeq and is a predicted model, not a curated record. NCBI's taxonomy places the organism in Eukaryota, Fungi, Basidiomycota, Agaricomycetes, Polyporales, Adustoporiaceae. The transcript is spliced from 6 exons.